UUUUGCUGUUCUCUCUCCUCAGUAAUUUUUCGCCUCCUUUUUAUUGUCUCUUGUCAUUUUUCUCUCUCCAUUGUCUUCUUUCUUCAUUCAGCUUUAUGCAAAUGGCUUUUUAAUCUGUCUACUUUCACCUCCAUCUCAUAUAUAUACAUCCUCUUCUCUCCCUCUCUCUUUCACAUUAAUCCCCUGACUUCUGUAACGACGAGAGAGAAUUCGUUCAAUGGAAACUAAAACUUAAUAUCUUCGCUGGUCUCUGUGUUGUUGCGGCCUCCUUCCGUGUUGGCUGUAGUUACGUACCGUUUUUGACACGCCAUGCAAACAAUAUCUCUGCGCAUGUCGCUGUAAAAGACGCACUUUUGUUUUUAUAUUUCACAUGGGCUGCUGAGGGCUGAUGGCCUGUGUUAACGGCCACACAUACCGUUCUUCUGCUCAUAAUGCUCUAGGUGCUACUGCCGCUACUAUUACCACUUGCACACCCAAUGCUGUGCAUUAUUUAGUAGUUUCGCUCAGCUGACUCAUUAUUACUACCCUGUAUGAAUCCUAUUACGUCCAUCAUCUCUUAUUUUGCCACAGAAAGCGACAAAAACAGCGAUGAAGUUGGAAGCGGCGAUAAAACAGAAAACGAAGACGAAGAUGAAGACGAAGAACGAGACAUUGAGAAUAGUAGUAUUCGCGAACCAACAGCACAGGUGACAGAAGACGAACACUACAUGGCUGUAGUUGACUACGAGAAAUGUAUCGACGAUAACAACGAUGAAGAUGAUAUCGAAGACAAUGACGACGAUCCUAAAAAUACACUUUUUCCUCCUGUUCAACUUUCCGAUCCUAACUGCUCGUCGUUGACAAGUGGGGUUUCUCACUGGACUCCAGUUCGGAAACAGCCAAGACCACCACCCGCUCAUCUCAAGAAAUACCUCUACCCAGUCUCGGAAAUCAUCGAAGAACUUCACCCAGAGGAAGUGAGAUGGAUGUACCGGCAUGCUGGAAAGAAAAAAUGGACUCCAUUUAUCGGAUACGAUUCUCUUAGGAUCGAGUUCAGGUACAGAGAGCUGAGUGUAUCAUCUUUAAGCGAAGAUAAACUAAAAGAUAUGAUUGUCGUACGUGGAGGACUUUACGAAGUCGAUGUCGUCGCCCGGAAAUGUUACCCGUUGUUUUGGACUGGUGAUACCGCUGAUGUACUUCGAGGGAUCUGGUUCUAUGAUGAUACUUGGCAACCUCUAGAGGAAGACACUUCCAUUCGUAUAGAGUCGGAUCAUUUGGGAAAGUUUUUGGGAAAGAAGUAUCCAUGUGAUUUUUCUGAGACAGUAAACUUAAAGGUUGCCAGACAAGUUAUCCAUCAUAUAGCAUUCUCAGACUGCCAUGUUGAAUGGAGAAAUGCUACGGAAGUUUACAUGUUUAGUGAUUCUACUCCUUCAAAAAUUGUUCGAUCUGUAAGUCAGACAUUAGGAUUUCAGAAGAGUGGAACCAAACUGUGUCGCGGAUACUGUAAUGAAGCUCGGAUGGAUGACAAGCCUCCAGACAUUACUCAUCUGGUGUUUGUUGUUCAUGGUAUUGGCCAAAAAAUGGAUACUGGCAAUAUAAUUAAACGAUGUAAUGAACUGCGGGAAUCUAUAGAGCGACUGAAAAAGAAAAAUUUCCCCAAUUUGGACCAAAGUAAUCAGAGAGUAGAAUUCCUGCCUGUAGAGUGGCGAUCUAGUCUGCAACUAGAUGGUGAUACUGUUGAGCUCAUUACACCCCAUAGUGUAAAAGGUCUCCGCACAAUUCUAAAUAGUAGUGCCAUGGAUAUUCUAUACUAUACAAGUCCACUCUACCGAUCAGAGAUUACCCAUGGUUUGCAAUCUGAGAUAAACAGAUUGUAUUCUGUGUUCUGCCUCCGAAAUCCUUAUUUCAUUUCUGCUGGAGGAAAGAUAUCCAUUGCUGCACAUUCCUUGGGUGCUGUGAUAACGUACGAUAUCAUUACAAGCUGGAACCCAAUCAAACUUUAUGAUCAGUUUGUUGCAUCUUUAAUCAAACAAUAUAUGGAAUUAAUAGAUGAAAAACGAGAACAGUUGCAAGAUAGUACCCAUCUGUUAACUGAUAUGGACAGUGCCAGAGCAAGAGUUUCUGAAAUUGAAUCCCAACUGUCUUCACUUCAAGAGAAACAACAAAAAGGGUCACAAGCACUCAAAUUCCGAGUAGAAAACCUUUUUUGUCUUGGUUCUCCUUUGGCUGUGUUUCUAACUCUCCGAGGUGUCCCUCUUCAUGGCUGUGAUAACAAUGGACAACCAAACGUCAUUCCAUCACAUUUGUGUCAUAGACUCUUCAACAUUUACCAUCCAGCCGACCCAAUUGCCUAUCGCAUUGAACCAUUAAUCUACAAACAUUAUGCAUCUAUUUUACCUGUGGACAUCCAACGGUUUGAUGCCCCAUUAAAGAGACCCUAUUCAGAGUGUUCAGGAAGAGGGAGUACUUCUGAUACUCUUGUUGAUUCGAGUAGUGAACACAGUAUUGCAAGCAUUCCUGAAUCUUCCACAGAAACUGAAGUAGAAUCCUCAUCCUUACCCAAAACCAUUGGAUAUUCUUUGGGGAACAUGUUCUUAACUUUAAUUAAAAAGUCACCUUCAGAUUUAUUGACUCGUGAGCUUAAAAAAAUGGAGACGGAAGCAAGACAGUUAGAAGAAAUGAACCCAACUCCAAUGCCAAGUUGUUCUGUGCAUAAUGCCCCAGGUAUGUGCUUGAAUUUUUUUUUUUUUUUACUUUAUAUUAUUCCUAAUAGACAUACCAUUAAUACAGUUGCCUAACCUAUUUUUUCUGUA
This is a messenger RNA of Octopus bimaculoides (California two-spot octopus), 2792 nucleotides long. RefSeq names its product phospholipase DDHD1. Lineage: Eukaryota; Metazoa; Mollusca; Cephalopoda; Octopoda; Octopodidae. Gene Ontology annotation, molecular function: metal ion binding; glycerophospholipase activity. Gene Ontology annotation, cellular component: cytoplasm. The record is from RefSeq and is a predicted model, not a curated record.